AUGAGAAUUUCAGGACUGAAAUUCUUCUGUUCUUCUGUGAAAUCUGUCUCACUGUAUGAUCUGAGACCAUCUGCUGCAUAUACAAGCAAAUGUUAUCAGCUCAAAGAGUCGAAUACUGAGAAGAAAAGUGACUCUAAUGAUUUAUUAAUGUUGGGAUUGGCUCCUAGCGCUAGUACUCAGUAUUCGAAAGCUAGUCGGUUUUAUCCAAGUUUCUCAAGUAGGCUGGUGGGAAGUUCGGUCUUUCGAGGAAGUCUUUCUUUCGCUGGGGUCAGCCCUUUGAUCAGUCAUCGUUCAUUUUCAUCAUCGGCUAGUGAAGCUGCUAAAGGUAGCAUUGGCAGUGCAAGUAAUGGUGGUGCCGGUGGGGAAGAUUGGACUGCUAAAGUUAAGGAAAUGUGGGAAUCAACAGCUGAGGCAGCAAAAUUUACAGGGGAAAAGGCGAAAGAGGUGUCUGAUGAGGUGGUUCCUCAUGUUCAGCAGCUAUUUGAUGCUCAUCCUUAUCUUAGGGACGUAAUUGUCCCAGUGGGUGGUACCUUGGCUGGGACUUUAUUGGCUUGGUCUUUGUUGCCGAGGCUUUUCAAGCGUUUGCAUAAAUACACUGUGGAGGGCCCGGGCGCUCUCCUUUCAAAGAGCUCGAUAUGGGGACCUGUUCCUUACGAGAAAAGCUUUUGGGGCGCCUUGGAGGCUCCCGUUAGAUAUUUCAUUACAUUUAUGGCAUUCUUGCAAAUUGGUGAAAUGGUGGCCCCAACUGUUGUUGCCUCACAGUAUGUUGCACAGGCUUGGAGGGGUGCCCUUGUUGUUUCACUUGUCUGGUUUUUACAUAGAUGGAAAACAAAUGUUAUUACCCGGGCUUUGGCUACUCAGAGCUUAGAAGGGGUCCAGAGAGAUAAGCUGUUGACUUUGGACAAAAUUUCAUCUGUGGGACUUUUUGUUGUGGGCUCAAUGGCAUUUGCCGAGGCAUGUGGAGUCGCGGUCCAGUCUAUUCUGACAGUGGGAGGAAUAGGAGGAGUGGCUACUGCUUUUGCAUCUAAAGACAUACUUGGGAAUGUACUUAGUGGUCUUUCCGUACAGAUUUCACAGCCAUUUUCGAUUGGUGACACAAUUAAAGCUGGAUCGGUAGAAGGCCAAGUGGUGGAGAUGGGUCUUACAACUACUUCUCUGCUGACUGCCGAAAAAUUUCCAGUUGUUGUCCCGAAUUCACUGUUUGCCAGCCAGGUCAUUGUGAACAAAUCACGGGCCAAAUGGCGCUUCAUGCUCAGGAAAAUCCCUAUACGAACUGAAGACAUUGAUAAAAUUCCCCAAAUAUCGGACGAUAUAAAGUCAAUGCUGAAAUCUAAUGUGAAUGUGUUCUUGGAUAAGGAGCCUCCUUACUGUUAUUUGUCCCAUAUCGAGCGAUCGUAUGCAGAACUGACUCUCGGAUGCAAUCUUAAACAAAUGAACAAAGAUGCUGAGCAGAAUAUUCUUCUAGAAGCUGUGCGGAUCAUCCAACGGCAUGGGGCAAUGCUCGGAAGUACUCAAGAAGAGAGUAUCGUUUGA
Striga hermonthica is the source of this 1533-nucleotide messenger RNA. The record is from the annotation of a GenBank genome assembly. NCBI's taxonomy places the organism in Eukaryota, Viridiplantae, Streptophyta, Magnoliopsida, Lamiales, Orobanchaceae.